AUGAUGAACCCUCUGCUAGGGUUUGUCCAUGAAGGAAAGCGGAAUGAUGAAGAGGAAGAUCCUCGUGAGCGGAGCACUAAAAAAUUCAAAGGAAAGGGACUAGAUGGGAUAGAGGAUAAUAUUGUUUUCGUUCAUAGUGGCGCACAAAAACCCAUCUCUUUCAAGGAGCUGUUUCUCGGAUCAACGUCAGAGUCAUUUCAACAAAUAUCACAAGAAGAACAUGGAGUCACUGAUACUAAUUUGUGUGGGGAAAUGCAAAUUGCGGAACAUCGAUUUGGAGAGUAUGAGUGUCCGGAAAUCAUACUGUCUGAAAAGGAAGAGGAAAGAAUUGCUGGACCAUGGAGGAAAGGAGUGAUUGUAAAAAUGCUGGGAAAGCGAAUAGGCUACAGAGCCCUGGAAAAUCGUUUAAACCAGAUGUGGGCGAGAAAUGGUACAAUAAGCGUUGUUGAUCUGGGUAAUGACUAUUUCAUGGUUUCCUUUACCAGCGAUACAGAUCAUGAUAAUGCUUUGAUGGAAGGGCCUUGGUUGAUUUAUGAUCACUACCUCACAGUUAGAGAAUGGAGACCAAAUUUCUGUCCAACUAGUGAUGCUAUUGAGGAGAUUGCUGUAUGGGUGAGAAUCUCAGGACUUCCCUUAGAAUAUUACGAUGCCAGAGUCUUAUCCUUUAUCGGCAAUAGAAUUGGGCAAACAGUAAAGGUGGAUAGGAACACUCUGUGUAUUGAAAGAGGGAAAUAUGCUAGAUUGUGUGUGCAAAUGGAUCUCACAAAACUGCUGCUUGCUAUGUUUUCCAUAAAAGGGCGGCACUACAAAAUAGAAUACGAAGGUCUCCACCGCCUAUGCAUGAUUUGUGGCAGAUUUGGGCAUGUCAAAGACGGAUGUGGAGAAUUUCAAGUCGCACAUACUCCAAGAGAUGACGGAAAUACCAUUGUUCAGAAAGUUAAUGACGGGGCAGCAAAUGAGAAGCCUACUAGAGAAGAUGGUCCCUGGGUGGUGGUUCAGAAAACCGGAAGAAAUAGAAGAACAUCCCCGCAUAUUUUCAGAGAUACAACAAAGAAGACGGCGGCGAUUUUAAUCGGAGGUGCUCCGAUUGUGACAAUACAAUGUUGUUGUUUUUAA
Molecule: messenger RNA, 1116 nt
Organism: Vicia villosa (hairy vetch)
Lineage: Eukaryota; Viridiplantae; Streptophyta; Magnoliopsida; Fabales; Fabaceae
Exons: 1
Coding region: 1-1116 (371 amino acids)
Source: RefSeq, a predicted model, not a curated record